AUGGCAGUUGUGGCAGGCCACCCAGCAAAGCUGCAUUCUUCUCUGCCACCGAUGCUCAUGGAUUGCAUUGGAAAAUCUUUGAUGAAGUCAUGCUCACAGCGUAUGGCUCAUAGGGCCCAAGCCCUGAAGUAUUGGUUGAGGAGGUCUCUUCAACUCAAACGUCAGGAAGAGGAACUGGCGCAGACAUUAGAGCCUGGAGUUGCAGAAGUUUUGCAAGGCAAGAGGAUCCGUGUGUGGAAGGAAAUGCUCCAGUCCAUCAACUACAGCGAUAUGGGUGUUGUUGAUGAGUUCCGCGCUGGCUCUAAGUUGACAGGACAGACAGACCUAACAAAUUUGUGGCCAUCGAAGAUCACUCCCGCCACCAUGACUGAGAGGGAGCUGCAUGCACAAGCAAGGUUGCAACGAGAUGGCCUUUCAUUUGGGCAGGUGGUUUUCUUUGACUCCGAGAUUGCACAUUCAGUAUGGGAUCAGACGUUGCAAGAAGUUUCUCGUGGGGAAGCUGAGGGACCUUUUGACCUUAGCGAGGCGCUCCCUUUUGGAAGCGUGAAAUCUGUUCACAGUUUCCUUCGAAUCGCACACAGCCUGUGGGCCAUCCUUACAUCAAUUUUCUGGGUGAUAACAACCAAUUAUUUCGAUGACUUUGUCUCCAUUGCUGAGUCCCGUGAAGCUGCAUCGGUUGAUUACACGGUGAAGGCUGUUUUCAGAUUGUUAGGUUGGCGAUUCGCCGAAGAUGGACCAAAGGCACCGCCUUUCAGCAACAAUCUUGUGGCGCUUGGCGUGGAGUUUGAUGUGUCAAGGUUACAUCAAGGAUUGGUGAAGGUGGCCAACACAGAGAGCAGGCGAGAGGAAUUGGCCCAGUCGCUGGAUCAGGCCGUGGCAUCAAAGUCUUUGGCGAAGCUUGAGGCCCUUAGAUUGCGAGGGCGAAUGCAAUUCGCAUCAGGCGAAUUCUAUGGGCGCUUAGCCCGUCGGUGCCUAGCAGUGGUAACGCAGCAUGCAUAUAGCUCUGAGUCAUCGACACUGUCUGAAGCUGCGGCCCAUGCCCUGUCUCGUUUUAGAGACAUGCUGGUCAAUGGUGCGCCCAGGAUGAUUUCAUCGAAGUCUACAACGACAUGGUUUCUAUUCACUGAUGCUUGGCAUGAACCAGAUGAGUCGGAACCUUUUUCUGGCGUUGGUGGGGUCUUGGUGGACCAGCUUGGAUGCAGGUGGUUGGGGGUGUGCCAAGCCCAAAGCCUGGCGACAGACCAGCCUUGCACACCCCUUUGGACAAAAGACCGCAUUGCAAGCGAGGGAGCACGUCGAGAUGAAUUUGACCGGAUGCAUGCGGAGAUGUCAGAUUACGCUUCAAUUGACUCGAUGCUUCCUGCUUCACUGUCACAGCAGCGUGCCAGUGCUCUUGAACUGACCGGACUGACGGGCAGUGAUCAUGUUCUGCACGUGUUGCGCUCCAUUCCUAACUCAGGAACUGUAGUGGUCGUUUGGCGCUGGCCUUGUGAGUCGGUUGAAAUUCUGCAAGAAAUACAGCAGUGUUUGGAUGAGAACGAAUGGGAAGGCUACAGAAUCAAAGUGGCGCCAAUUCCCUGUGAGCCACCUUCCAUGAUUUGGACAAACUUCGCUGCUCACUUGUUCAGGCCAGGAAAGGAAACGACUUUUACCUGCUGCGGUCGGGCAUACACGUUCUUUCUGACUGUCAGACAACAGCAGAUCUUGUUGGCACACCUGCUGAUUGUCAGCGCCUUUGUUGUGAUGUUGACCCUGUAUUACCUCUUGUACAAAAUGGUGUACCAACGAGGGUAUCACCCAGAGCAGAUCCUGACUAGGCUUGUCACCUGGUGUUGUGCUCUUGGAAAUGUACUUCUAAACCAAUUGGUAUGGUUUGCCUCCCAGCAAGUGGGCUAUCGUGUCAAGACGCAUUGUGACACAUUUGUUCUGACUUGGUAUACCUUGGUGGUGUUCACCAACAUGGGAUUUAAUUUUUUUGUAAUCUGCUGGACAGCUGGUUCAGUGCCGCGAGAUCCUAUUGCAGCAAUUCACUUUGAAUCUCAACUGGGCUCAGCACUUGUUGCAUUCUUGCGAGGCUCCCUGAUUUCGUAUGCUAUUUGGCCAUUGUAUUAUCCUUUCUACUGGUUGAAAGGCAUGGCACAAGUGCUACGUUUGCACCUGUUUCGAGAUAGGUCCGGAGUCACAGAAAGAAGGUGUAAAUGGUUGGCUGAAGGUGUUGCUGAGCCUCCAGAGUGGUAUAUGCAGUAUGACUAUGCAGGAAUCGUGGUGUUGGAAGCAACAUCGUUCAUGUGUCUUUUCCUAUUUGGCUUUGAUUCUUGGCGAGUCUUUUCUUGGGAUGUUAUGUGGGCAUGUGGCAUCUACUUCAUCAAUAAGUACAUUUAUCUUGGGCUAAGCAAAGAAACCUUUUACACGUCGCGAACUCUUGACACUUCCGUGCUCGAGUUGAUGUCCAUGUCGCUUGGAGUCUUGGCUGGAUGUGUUUGUCAUUGGGGAUUCAGAGCUGGCCGUCCUGCAGCGUUCAUAGUGCCGGUCUCAAUCUUUUCCCUGCUCUACUUGUGGGCUUUCGAUCGCAUUAUGCAAUCUGACAAAGGGCAAAGCGGGCUCAGAAGUUCAGCGGAAAGGGUUUGGUAUGACGACUUACCAUACGAGCAGCUUGAGCGUAUGUACCCUUUUAACUGGUUCAACGUGAACCCAGUUCAUAUGAUGCGGAUCUUGCAUGGAGUAGACCAUUCGGAGCAAUCAGGUUGCUUCCACCAGCAGGUCGUAUGGCAACCUGGUCGAAGUUAUUUGCAACCAGAUCUUUGCUUCGAUUAUGGUCAUUGUGGUGGCGAAUGCCGGGAACCAGAUACAGACAGUGAUCAGAGAGAUCAGAGAGAUCAGAGAGAUCAGAGAGAUCUUGAUUUGUUCACUGCGCUCACAGAAGUGCAAGCUGAAGCAAGACGAGUUGCCUCAACCCAUGCUGUCUCAAGGACAAACUCUCCAUACCUAGUGGCAGCAUCUCCAACGCAGACUGCAAGGACCCCUCAAUGCCCUCCUCUGCCUCCUCCCCCUACGGCGACAUUUAGGACUGUCUGUGGUCCAUUUGAACCAGAGCGAACACGCACUGAAAGCUUGUCAGUAGACUGCUUUAGCACAUCCCAACGUCCGACACAGUUUGAGAUGCUCGCACAGGGCAGACUGGGUCUAUGAUGCACUGUUGCUAUCAGCUAUCAGUUGCUUGACUCAAUCCAGGGUUGCACCUGAGGCCCAGCCGCUCCGUGUAGCUCGACUUUGGAGAAUCGACACAGUCAAGACAUGACGAUACGACUGAUACGACUAUUGAAGUGACUACUGGAACUACUGGAUACCAAUGUUACCGCUGUGCGUCCGAACUCCUUGAGCAGCGCAGCGAUGCCACAAGAUCCACCGCAGGUGCAGAUCUGCCACGGCUUCCUCUACCAGACUCUACCAGGCCCAAGGAACGAAGCUCAUGCAAUGGUGCAAGGAUGUGCAAGGAUGUGCAAGGGCAGUCAUUUCUAAACGAUGGCGAACCAAAAUAGUGAGGAAUGCAGAUCUUCUAUAGCUGGAGCAGAGCUAUGCCUCGGUUGCCGAAACUUGCGACGUGC
This is a messenger RNA of Cladocopium goreaui, 3605 nucleotides long. Lineage: Eukaryota; Dinophyceae; Suessiales; Symbiodiniaceae. The record is from the annotation of a GenBank genome assembly.